Messenger RNA from Haliotis rufescens (red abalone), 4141 nucleotides. RefSeq lists its product as uncharacterized. Bases 173 to 3997 code for a protein of 1274 amino acids. Gene Ontology annotation, biological process: monocarboxylic acid transport; transmembrane transport. Gene Ontology annotation, molecular function: monocarboxylic acid transmembrane transporter activity. Lineage: Eukaryota; Metazoa; Mollusca; Gastropoda; Lepetellida; Haliotidae. The record is from RefSeq and is a predicted model, not a curated record. The transcript is spliced from 12 exons.
ACUCUUAUCGCCUGCAUUAGGUCAUGUUAACAUCGGUCGGCGCGCCAUGAAGCCAAACACUUUGUACCAUUUCUUCGUUGGGAGGUUUUGUGAAAGGGGCAACAUCUUGCAGAAUCUUCUGUAUUAGCUGACAGCAGUUGGUGAGACAUUGACACCAUCACCAGCCAUUAAGAUGUCACGUUCCAAAGAUGAUCAGAAGCAGGAUGGAAGAGGACAGAUUGAUUCAGUUCAUGAUGACGACAAAAGUAAUUUCAAGACAAAGUCAGGAGAAGACUCAUCGGAUGGAGAUUAUAAACACAUUCCACUGUCUUCAGCGACAAAAGUACAAGGGGAUGAUUCAGGAGAUGUUGAGGAUGGACUGUUGGGGGAUGGAGGUGAUGGAGGUGAUGGUGGAGCAGUGGCAGGUAGUGCACGGCCUGAAGAGGAUGCCGGUCUUCCCAUUGACCAUGGUUGGGCGUGGAUGGUAUUAGCAGGUAGUGUCCUGAAUGUGUUUAUGAUAGUGGGAUAUGCCAAAGCUAUUGCAAUAUUCUUUGUGGCAUAUCUGAAGGAAUUCGAGGCAUCUGCUGCCACAACAACUCUAUUCAUGGGAGUUAUGGCAGGAACGUCCAGCUUAUCGUCACUCUUUUCCAUGAACGUGAUUCUACAACUGAUUGGAGAGAGGAAAACUGUAAUCAUCGGUGGAACAAUAGCAGUUGUAGGAAUGCUGACAGCCGUGUUCGCUACCAGUAUUACGUACCUCAUCUGCACUCACAGCAUCCUAAUGGGUAUAGGUCUUUCCAUGACUCACGGCCCCGCACUGGUACUGAUUGGAAAGUACUUUAAGAAGAGAAGAGGCAUCGCAACAGCAGUUGCCAUGUCUGGAAUGAGUUUGGGGGGCAGUGUCUUCCCACCUCUAGUGAACUUCCUAUUGGGUGAAUAUGGAGUCAGAGGAAGUAUGUUGAUCCUCACAGGGCUGACAAUGAACGUCUGGGUCGGGGCAGCCUUGUUUAGACCAUUAAGUUAUUUCCAAAAGAAGGCAUUAAAGAACAGAUCAGUCAUGAAUAAAGAACAUGGAGAUGAAGAUGGUGAUGUUGUACAAAACUCUUCUGUUAAGAUGGCCAUCGACGAGGCUAGUGGAAAUAAUGCAGGUCUCAGUCAAAUGGACACAUGCAAAGAAAAGGUUGUUCGUGAAAGAAACAGACCUGAUUUGGCGAUUAGUUUUGGAUCACAAGAACAUGAUCUUUCCGAAUAUCAUCUGAGAAUGUACACAAGCAACCCUGAUUUGACAUCAAUGUCAUUGGUGGAUAUACGAGAGGUUCAUUCACAAAAGUAUGGCGAUGAACAAGAAACAAGGCUACACAAAAGUGCGUGCAUGCAUGUUAAACAAGCUUUCGCAGCAUUUGACUUUUCUUUGUUCAAACAACCAAUGUUUCGGCUGAUUGCCGCAUUUUCUCAUUUUGGUAUGGUGUUUACAUUAGCAGGAGCAUAUCUUCCUGCCCUGGCAAAUGAAAAAGGCAUUCCACCAACAGUGGCAGCCUUUCUGUUGACUAUUACAGGUGUGCUUGAUUUCUGCGGUAGACUGGCAGUUGGGUUCGUCGCUGAUCUCAAAUACAUCAAAAUCAAUCAUUUGAUGGCUAUUGGAAUAGUAAUAUCUGGAACAGUGGCUCAAUUCGCCUCUUUUUACAACACGUACCCACUUUUAAUCGUAUUCUCCGUGCUUGCCGGGCUCUUUGGCAGUUUUUAUAAUUGCCUGAUUCCUAUUGCCAUUGUUGAGUUUAUGGGACUGAAACACAUGGCCAAAGCUCUUGGAUUUAUAGCUGUGUUUCAUGGGCUUGCAAUGGGGCUGACACAUCCAAUCAUGGGGGCAAUCCGUGACCUGACUGGCUCGUACAACUUGUGCUUUAACUAUAUUGGAAUAUGCAACUAUAUCUGUGCCAUAUUGCUUCUGUGCAUACCACUAGUCACAAAGAAGACACCAACGACACCAACGACGAAGGAAUUGGAAGAAGGCCUUGGAUAUGUUGCUCAGCGUUGUCAGAGCCCUUUCAUUAGCGGAGGCGAGGGGACACAAAGACUUCUGUUUGAGGAUACAUACAGGUCCAAUGUGCUAUCAACAGCAGUAAACAUGACACAAGAUUCAAAAACGUGUCGAAAGGACGAAGCUGACAGAGACGGACAUGUAGUUGUGACACCAGAUACAAACAACGGAAAACUGUUCAUACCGAAGACGGGAGAGGUCGUUGAUGGGGAAGACAGUUUGUUGGGAACGGUGACAGAAGAAGGUGGGACUGGAGCUGGGGUAGAUGCCGAGAAGCUGAACAUGUUGCAUGAUGGUGGUAAUGGCGAGCUACCAGAUGACAGUCAACCAGAGCAAGAGGAUGAUGGUGUACCUAUCGAUCGUGGAUGGGCUUGGGUAGUGUUAGCAGGGAGUUUCCUGAAUGUUGUUUUAAUGGUUGGGUAUGGACGGUCCAUUGCCAUAUUCUUUGUGGCAUACUUGGAAGAAUUCGAGGCAUCUGCUACAAAAACAACCUUGUUCAUGGGUGUGAUGGCAGGGACGUACAGUAUAAGUUCUCUCAUGUCGAUGAACAUAAUUCUGCAACUGCUUGGGGAGAGAAAAACUGUACUUCUUGGUGGGACUAUAUCAGCUGUAGGAAUGCUGACAGGAGUUUUCGCCACCAGUAUUACAUACCUCAUCUGCACUCACAGCAUUCUCAUCGGUAUAGGGCAUUCCAUGAUUCAUGCUCCAGCAUUGGUAUUGAUCGGAAAGUACUUCAAGAAGAGAAGAGGCAUUGCCACAGCAGUUGCCAUGUCUGGAAUUAGUAUUGGGGGCAGCGUUUUCCCACCCCUUGUUCGUUUCUUAUUAGAUGAAUAUGGUGUCAGAGGAAGUAUGUUGAUCCUAACAGGGCUGACAAUGAACAUGUGGGUCGGGGCUGCGUUGUUUAGACCAUUAAGUUUCUUUCAAAAAAGGAUACCAAAAAACCCAUCCGUCAUGAGUGAAGGGCGAAAACAUGACCAAAGACAAGGCAAUGAAAAACAUGGAAAUGAAUAUGAUGUGGUUCGAGUAUGUUCUGUAAAGGAACUCACUAGUGUUAAUGGUGGACAAGCAGUUGUCACAUUUGCGAGUCAAUCAAAUAGAGCAGAGGGACAGACUAGUGCAAUUAUCCGCAAACGUACAAGACAAGAAUCAGUUGUCAGCAUUGAAUCACAAGUAGAUUCCCUCUCAGAAAGCCAGAUUAGAUUGUACACAAGUAACCCAGAUUUGACAUCAAUGUCAAUGGUGGAUAUUACAGAAGUUAAUGCUGAAUCAGUUGACAAUGAACAGGAAUCAAAAGAAGCCAAAAGUUGUGGCAUGUAUGUGAAACGAGCCUUAUCAGCAUUUGACUUUUCCUUGUUCAAACAACCAAUGUUUCAGUUGAUUGUUGCAUUUGUUCAUUUUGGGGUAAUAUUUGGAUUGGUUGGAAUCUACCUUCCUGCCCUGGCAAAGGAAAAGGGCAUCUCACAAACAGAUGCAGCAUAUUUGUUGACUUUGUCGUGUGUUCUGGAUUUUUUCAGCAGACUUGCUGUCGGGUUCGUUGCCGAUCUCAAAUACAUCAAAAUAAAUCAUUUGAUGGUUAUUGGAAUACUUAUAUCUGGAAUGGCAACACAGUUUGUCUAUUUUUUCAACACGUAUGCUCUUCUCGUCGUAUUCUCUGUGAUUGUCGGACUCUUUGGCAGUUUUUAUCACUGCCUUAUUCCUGUUGCCAUUGUCGACUUCAUGGGACUUGAAAACAUGGCGAAGGUUCUUGGAUUUAUAGCUGUGUUCCACGGUUUAGCCAUAUCUGUGACGCAUCCGAUCAUGGGGACAAUCCGUGACCUGACCAGUUCAUACACCCUUUGUUUCAACUACAUUGGAAUAUGUAACUUCAUAGCUGCAAUAUUUCUACUUUGUGUACCGCUCGUCAGACGUCGGGCGAACAGAAUGAAGUCAGAGAGUUCCCUUAUGGACAUUGAAGAAAACCGACCACUGAAAAGUAAUUGAUGUAUCAAGGACGUUUUGUGCAACUAUAAACGUUGAAUAAACUGUUUUACAAAGACACAUGCCACAUGUCUGUGCGUUGAACUCAUAUCUUUAUAUUAUGUGCGAGUGUUAUGCUUAUAUUUAUUUCUUUAAAUAAAAAUUCAA